AUGAAUAAGAAAACGAUCCUUCUGAAUGCAAUUGGUUUUCCCCUACUGGUUGCUAUACUGAAAUCCAGUGAAACAAAAGGGGCUUGUGUCGAUUUGAGCAAAAGUGAAAAUCUAUAUUUAUUCACUGAUAAAGGAAAAGACACAGUACUUUGUACUAAUAGUAUUAAAAUAAAAUGUGUAAAUUAUAAUGGAUCAGAAGUUUACUCCAUCAUUGAUAAAAUUUGGAAGGUGAGGUCGAAUGGUAGAUCCAAUAUAUUUGAAGUUAAAGAUACUUUCAUUCAGAAAAAUUUGAAGAGGUGUUUUUCUCUAAGGAUGAGUCCUGAAAAUGUAGAUAUUCAUCAUCUUAGGAAUAAAAAGAGAAGGAUUAGAAUAAUGAAUGAAGAGCAUGAAAAAAUAAUGAAACAUAAUAUUGGUGUUCCAGAGCUUGCUAAUGUAGAUGGACAAUGGGGUAAACAGACAAAUGAAUAUUUCAAAUGUUUCUUAGACAAGGCAAGAGAAAAUUUGUAUGCAAAAGAAGAUGAAAUGUCAAGAUGGGUGGACGUUGAACAUAAGACAUGUUAUUGUAGUGAAGAAAAUUCUGAACCAUGUAACACUGGAGAUAUAAGUAAUUCUAAUUUUAUAAAACAAUUGAUGAGACAAGAAAUUUGUGAUGUAAAUGAUGGAAGAAAUAAAAAUGAUAUAUUUAUUGUUAUGCCAGAUUAUUCCAUAAUUACAUGUAACAAUUUUACAGGUCUUAGUAAACAAAUUAAUCAAACAAAGUUGUAUAAUUAUUGCAGGUAUGGUUUAAGUGCAUGGGAUAAUAGAGACUUUUACGAAUAUUUGAACUGUGAUAGUGUGAGUAGAAAAAGAGGGCAUGAAAAAGAUGAACUAGGAUUUGAAAAAAAAGAGGGGGAUUAUAUAUGCAUAGAAAAGUGCAAACGAAUUCGAGAACUAUGUAAUGGAGAAAACUCCAAAUUUUACAAUUUUGAAAUGUGUAAAUUAUAUUACAAAAUGAAUUCAUCUGGAAAUAAAAUUUAUAAUGAUGUGUUUAAGUAUUUCCAUGAAAAAUGCACCUAUUUUGACCCCACAAACAGAGGGUUACUCUUAUGUAAAGAGAAACGUGUACCUUGUGAAUUCAGCGAAUGGUCUACAUGGAGUGUAUGUACAAAAAGCUGCAAAGAAGAUAUAUAUGAUUCUAAUGCUAUUAGAAUUAGAAAAAGACAUCUUAUAAAAAAUGUUAAAUAUGUAGGAAAGUCAUGUAACAUUGUUGUAAAUAAUGAAAAUAAAUUAGUUGAUGUGAAUUUUUGCACAGAUAUAAUACCAUAUUGCAAAUCUGAUUCUGAUAACCAUCAGCAAGAGGGGGGAGAUGAGAAUUACAACUUGGAAAAAAAACUUAUUCCUCCAUUUAUAAUUCCAUUAACAGAAAUAGAAAAAGCAAACACGUUGAACGAAUUAAAUGAAAAAGAUAAUGAUGUUAUGAAUGACAAUUUAAUACACGAAGACUCCGAAGUAUUAACCAAAUGUGUAGUAACUGAUAUGCAUCAGUAUGAACAUUCUAGGGAAUAUAGUGAAAAAAUAAAAUCUUGUGCUUGUCCACCUUAUCAUUCACCUUGUUAUUUUAAAGAUAUAUAUGAAUCAAAUUAUUGGAGAAAGUCCUUUGAUUAUAAUUGUAAACAAAAUCCAAACUUAAUAGUACUUACUGCAGAUUUUGUAACUCUCAAUUGUAGCAAAUCUCUUUCCAUUAAAAGAAAAGAAAUAGCUAUCAACACAUAUCUUGCUAUGACUUUCGAUUGUCGCUCAGCUACUUUUAGAUAUCUCUUCUGUUCAAAAUCGAAUGAUUCAUCUAGAAAAAAUAUUUUUUACAUCAUUUUCACUUGUCUCCUUGCUUUUAUUUCUGCCUUAUACUUCAUACACAUAAUUCUUACUGAGCAUGACAAGUGGUCUAUCUUCAUAAAAGGAAUUGUUUCUCCCAAAUCUCAUGCUAGCAAGGAUAUACCAUCUUCCCCACCUCGCACUCCUUCUUCUCUUUCCUCCUCAUCUUAUGAGGGGGAUGUCACUCACAUGCCGAGCCAAGCGGGGCUCCUCGUUCCCACUGCAAAGUUAGACUAA
Plasmodium gonderi is the source of this 2088-nucleotide messenger RNA. RefSeq lists its product as hypothetical. The record is from RefSeq and is a predicted model, not a curated record. Bases 1 to 2088 code for a protein of 695 amino acids. The transcript has a single exon. NCBI's taxonomy places the organism in Eukaryota, Apicomplexa, Aconoidasida, Haemosporida, Plasmodiidae.